UGUCAACUUAGUGUCGAACACACGUGUUUUUAAAGUAUGUUGUUACGAAAAUAAUAAUUAUUUAAGUAUUUGAGUAGAUAAAGCUUAGAAAUCUCUAUAAUUACAACUUUCAAUAAUGGAGUCAGUUCAAAUGGAAAAGAUAAUACAACAAUUCAACGAUUUGACCGCCAAACCAGUGAAAUAUCUAGCUGUACAAAACGAAAUCAAGGAUGAUAUUAAAACCUUGAUUAAAUCUGUAUAUGAUUACACAAAGAAGGAGGAGACGGUAAACAAAAAGAAGAAGAACAGUGCCUUGAAAGAAUUGAUCGUAGAUGAUUUCGACGAAGAACAAAUUUGGCAGCAAAUUGAAUUACAAAACACAGAGUGUUGGGAUCACUUGGUCUGGGAUGUAGCGAAUUGUCUGUCUAAUAAAAACGACUUAGCUUUCCCAGUUCAAAUAGGUGAACCAGUUAAAGAAAAACCUAAAAAACAAAGAAAAAAUGCAUCUGAACCCAUUGAAUCUAGUGAAGUUGAAAAUACAGUUAAACCUAAGAAUAAAAAGUCUGAAAUAAAAAGUGUGAAUCCGAAACAAAACAAAAGAUCAACCAAGCAUUCAUCCAUAGUUGAUGAUCAAUUCUUUAAAUUGAAGGAUAUGGAACAAUUUUUAAUAAAUGAAGAGAAGAUGGAAGAAAAAGGCAAGAAGAAAGACGAUGAUGAAGAAUCAAUAGACUUGUUUGAAGAUUUUGAUGAUGAUGACGAUGAUGAGGAAAAUAGUAAUGAAAUGAUGUAUAAAGAUUUCUUUAAUGAUGAAAAUGAAGAUGAAUUUGCUUAUGAUACAGCUGGAGAUGAUGAAAUUAAUCCGAGUACCAAUGAUGUAGAUGAGGAUGAAGAUAUUGGUGAUGGUAGUGAUGAAAUGGAGAAAAUGGAUGAAGAUAUUGAAGCAGAGAGUGGUGAAGAGGAACCAGAAAAAGGAAAGGAAAAGAAGGUUAGAUUUGCUGGUCUUCAACCAGACAGUGCAUCAGAGAGUGAUUCAGAGGAUAGCGAUGUAGAAACUGCAAAAACAAAUGAGAAUACAGAAAAAAAUGAAAAGAAAUCUGAAUUUGAAUUGAGACAAGAGAGACUUAAGCAACAGAUUUCAAAACUAGAAGAGAAAAACAUAACAGAGGCACCUUGGCAAUUGAAAGGAGAAGUUAAUGCUAUGAAGCGGCCUCAAAAUUCACUACUUCAAGAAGUUCUAGACUUUGAUCUAACAACUCGACCAGCACCUAUUAUAACAGAACAAACUACUGUCACUCUAGAAGGUCUAAUUCAACAGAGGAUAAAAGACAAAGCCUGGGACGAUGUUGUUAAAAAAGAGAAGCCAGUAGAUGACCAACUAACAUUUAAGAAGACAGAAGUAUUGGACCACGCUAAAAGCAAACAAAGUUUAGCGCAAGUAUAUGAAGCAGAAUACUUGAAACAGAAGCAAGCAGCAUCAGGUGAGAAGGUGGAAGAAGAGGAACCAGAGAGUCAUAAAGACAUCAGAGAAUCAAUGACUAAGUUAUUUGCAAAACUCGACGCUCUAUGCCAUUACCAUUACACACCAAGAGCGCCGCAAGCAGAAGUCAAGAUAGUCAGUAAUACACCAGCUAUUUCUAUGGAGGAAGUGGCACCAGUUGCAACAAGUGAUGCUGCUUUAUUAGCUCCGGAAGAAGUCAGGAAGAAACAGAAGGGAGACUUAAUGAGUAAGGAGGAGAGAACUAAAACGGAUAAGAACAGAGAGAGAAGGAAAAAGAAGAAGUUGCAGCAAAAGAAGGGAGGUCAAGUUAUGAAGGUGACUGAUCACCGGAAUACAAGCAAGGGUGUAGAGGCUAACGAUAAAUCUUUGAAGACGUCGAAGGCAUUCUUCCAGCAAUUAAAUGAUGAUGCAAAAAGCAUAAUUAAAAGUAAAAAUGUUAAUAAAAAGAAAUAAAUUGUUUUGUGUGUA
Messenger RNA from Colias croceus (clouded yellow), 1945 nucleotides. Its product is annotated as U3 small nucleolar ribonucleoprotein protein MPP10. Gene Ontology annotation, cellular component: small-subunit processome; Mpp10 complex; sno(s)RNA-containing ribonucleoprotein complex. Bases 116 to 1930 code for a protein of 604 amino acids. Lineage: Eukaryota; Metazoa; Arthropoda; Insecta; Lepidoptera; Pieridae. The transcript has a single exon. Gene Ontology annotation, biological process: rRNA processing. The record is from RefSeq and is a predicted model, not a curated record.